AUGCAGCAGCUUCCCCUGCUGGCUGCUGAGGAAAUGAACCAGCAGACAUUCCUCGCCUUUCCUGGUAUCGACUUGCCGCUGAUGCACAAGGGCCGAGAAUUAAGCCGAAGGCAGCUACUUAAGGCUAGUCACAUGUCAGCAUUUUCACAGGGUAACAGUUCCUGGCUUCUGGAGCUUGUAGACAGAGAUAAGAAGCUGAAUAGCCCUCCUGUAAUCCAGGAUGAAACAGUUAGUGACCUGCUGAGCCACUUGGAUCUCCACAAAUCUAUGGGACCAGAGGGGAUCCACUCUAGGGUGAUGAGGGAGCUGGCGGAAGAGCUCACCAAGCCUCUCUCCAUCAUCUACCAACAGUCCUGGCUCACUGGGGAGGUCCCAGAUGAUUGGAAGUUGGCGAAUAUCAUGCCCAUCCACAAAAAGGACUGCAAGGAGGACCCAGGAAACUACAGACCUGUCAGCCUGACCUCAGUGCCUGGCAAGGCUAUGGAGCAGAUCAUCCUAAGUGCAAUGACACAGCACUUACAGAGGACAAGGGUUAGACCCAGCCAGCAUGGAUUUAGGAAGGGCAGGUCCUGUCUGACCAACCUGAUCUCCUUUUAUGACCAGGUGACCCGCCUGGUGGAAGAGGGGAAGGCUGUGGAUGUGGUCUACCUGGACUUCAGCAAAGCCUUUGACACUGUCUCCCACAGCACACUCCUGAGAAAGCUGGCAGCCCACGGCUUGGACAGGGGCACUCUCUGCUGGAUUAGGAACUGGCUGGAGGGCCAGACCCAGAGAGUGGUGGUGAACGGUGCUGCAUCCAGUUGGCGACCGGUCACUAGUGGUGUACCCCAGGGAUCAGUGUUGGGCCCAGUCCUGUUUAAUAUCUUUAUUGAUGAUUUAGAUGAGGGGAUUGAGUGUAUCAUUAGCAAAUUUGCAGAUGACACUAAGUUGGGGGGUGUCGAUCAGCUGGAAGGCAGGAGGGCUCUGCAGAGGGACCUGGACAAACUGGAGAGUUGGGCUGAUUCCAACGGGAUGAGGUUAAACAAGGCCAAAUGCCAGGUCCUGCACUUUGGCCACAACAACCUCACGCAGCGCUACAGGCUGGGCACAGAGUGGCUGGAGAGCAGCCAGACAGAAAGGGACCUGGGAGUUCAGAUUGACAGGAAACUGAACAAGAGCCAGCAGUGUACCCAGGUGGCCAAGAAGGCCAAUGGCAUCCUGGCCUGGAUCAGGAACAGUGUGGCUAACAGGUCCAGGGAAGUGAUUCUUCCCUUGUACCCAGUGCUGAUGAGGCCACAGCUUGAGUUUUGUUACCCAAGCCUGAAAGUAGAUUUACCGCAUGAGCCUGGGAGUCUUGUAGUGCUUACCUACCAGCAUUACCCACCAUGA
Lepidothrix coronata (blue-crowned manakin) is the source of this 1368-nucleotide messenger RNA. RefSeq names its product RNA-directed DNA polymerase from mobile element jockey-like. The record is from RefSeq and is a predicted model, not a curated record. Lineage: Eukaryota; Metazoa; Chordata; Aves; Passeriformes; Pipridae.